UUGGCAGAGCGCAGCGCACCGCGGAGCGCAGCUCCGGACGCACAUGAAGAGUCAGAGCGGUGAGACCAUCAGUGAGCUGGAAACAGCCUUUCACCUGCUCUGAGCGACACACGCACCUCUGCACAUCUGCCACGUCUUCUCUGAUGGAGAGAAGAGCAAUCUGACAGAGUCUGUGUUGAUGUGGGAUAACAAUUCUACCUCUUUGGCGUCUCCUAUGGAGCAAGUGAUUGUUUUGGGGCUUGCCAGACGCCGAGCUUAUAUUUUGAACGUUUAAACAGCGACUUUAAAAGCAUUGAAACUCCGUGCGCGCUGCAAAUUGAGCUCCGCGUUAAUUGCACUACAAUGUCCCAGACCAUCUGCGUGGAAAACUUAAAGGCAUGCUGCAUAUUGAGGGGUGCGAACGCGCGAGCAAGCUGAAACAGAUGGACACAAGCCCAACACACUGGAGACGUGCUGGGUUGCUGAAUGGGUGACAAGCUCCUGGUCACCUCACAUUCUCUGUGAAGCUCCUCUCCCAUCGCAUUGUGCAGGACAGGGUCCCCCAGCAGAGUGUUAGGGAUGUACCAGGAGGUGGCUUUCCUGGCAGGCAGCACUGAGCACCAGUUCACCACCUUCCGUUUCAACCGUGUGGAGAACCCACUGGAAGUCACUUCCAAGAAGGGUUUGUUCUACAAGCGAGCCCAGCUCCUGCUCCAGCCUCAGCCCCGCCAACAGGAUGGAGAUGAUGGGGCAGCCAUUAUUAACGUGGGGGGCAUCAAGUACCGUAUCCCCUGGUCCACGCUGGAUGAGUUCCCCUUGACGAGGCUGGGCAAGCUACGCAGCUGUAGCAAUGAGGCCGAGAUCAUGGAUGUGUGUGACGACUACGACGGCAGCCGCAACGAGUAUUUCUUUGACCGAAGUCCAUCGGCUUUCCGCACCAUCGUCACUUUCCUGGCCGCAGGGAAGUUGCGGCUCCUGAGGGAGAUGUGUGCCCUGUCCUUUCAAGAGGAGCUGCUGUACUGGGGCGUGGAAGAGAACAACUUGGACUGGUGCUGCCUCAGGAAGCUGCGGCUCCGGCAGGAGGAGUACAAGGAGCAGCAGAGGUUGGAGGAAGAGGACACCGAGCUCACAUUGCCACAGUCCUGCGACGAGAGCCAGCAGCCUCCUGGAGUAGGUCUACAGGAAGAGAGCCAUACGGGGGGCUGCAUGCGGAGACUGAGGGACAUGGUGGAGAACCCCCACUCUGGCCUGCCGGGGAAGAUCUUUGCCUGUCUGUCAGUGUUGUUUGUAGCCAUCACUGCUGUGACGCUGUGUGUCAGCACCAUGCCAGACCUCCGAGAGGAGGAGGAGAGGGGUGAGUGUUCUCAGAGGUGUUAUAACAUCUUCGUGCUGGAGACUGUGUGCGUCGCCUGGUUCUCCCUGGAGUUCCUGCUGCGCUUCAUUCAGACUCAGAGCAAGUGUAUGUUCCUGCGGACGCCUCUCAAUGUCAUCGAUGUGGUGGCCAUCCUUCCCUACUACAUCACCCUCAUUGUGGACUCUCUGUCAGUGGGAGGGAAACCUGCAGGCUCAGGGAACAACUACCUGGAGAAGGUGGGGCUAGUCCUCCGUGUCCUCCGAGCUCUACGGAUCUUUUACGUGAUGAGGCUGGCCCGCCAUUCCUUAGGCUUGCAGACGCUUGGUCUGACAGUGAGGCGGUGUACCCGUGAGUUCGGCUUGCUGCUGCUGUUCCUGUGUGUGGCCAUGGCCCUUUUCUCCCCACUGGUGUUCCUAGCUGAGAGCGAGAUGGGCGCCAAGCAGGAGUUCACAAGCAUCCCUGGGAGCUACUGGUGGGCUGUGAUCUCCAUGACCACGGUGGGCUACGGAGACAUGGUGCCCAGAAGCAUCCCUGGCCAGGUGGUAGCGCUCAGCAGCAUCUUGAGUGGCAUCCUCCUCAUGGCAUUCCCCGUCACGUCCAUCUUUCACACCUUCUCUCGCUCUUACGUGGAGCUGAAGGAGGAGCAGAACCGGGCGAUGAGGCAGAAGCUGGACUCGCAGGACAGUACCAAGUCCCAGAACAGCGAAGACUCUCAGGAGACGGACAGCUACCAUGGUAUUGCAGAAGCUGCAGCCUCAUCCGUGCAGCGAAGGAAGUCUAUGGCUGCUCAGAGGGCUGCAGAGAAUAGAGUGUCCAUGCAAACUUAGCUGCUCUGUCUGUCUGUGUUCAAGUGGCAGCCUGGGAGGCCCUGACACCCAGCGCUGGGACUUCAAAGUUGAGAAGCUGCAGGAUUGUGAACAGGGAGGAGAUUUUAUCGUGUGGAGCUCUGGGUUUCUGCUAUGAUCGUGUGAAGUGCUUGUGCACCAGAGUGUAUCUGAGUUUCCCUAGACUUACAGAGGAGCUGCAGAGGUCUUUUUUCUACAAAUUUGACUUUAAAAGAUGGGUGACAAUAUAAUAUUCAUGAUUAAACAACUGACAUCAAAUAAGACAAUACUCUCACUGACUGCGAUUCAGACUUGAGAUAAGUCUGUGCAAAAGAGAAAUCUAAUAUCAAAAAAUCAUGUGUUAUUCAGACCUCGGACUAAUAAUCUCAUGUUGCUGCAUUUGAAAGGAGAGGAUUAUCUGAAAUAAAGGUGUUUGCUGAGAUGUCAGACAUGCAGUUAUAGGUAUUAUUGAUGUGCAAUAUCAUCUCCAUUCACUCUGUAUUAUAUUUGGCCAAAACAUAUAUGUAUAGUAUCAUCAUUUCAGGGCAUUUAUUUGCAAUGAAGUAAUUCAUCUUCAAUGUAAUAACGCAAAAUUAAUUUACUUAUCAAAGGGCUAUGCAGUCUGUCAUGACAUGUAAAUGACAAGAGGAUUGAUAUGACUAGAUAGAUCUUUCUUAUGAUGCUUUAAAAGAACUGUUUGACAUUUUGGAAAAUACACUUAUUCGGAGAGUUAGAUGGGAAGAUUGAUAAAACUCAAAUAUCUGUCUGUUGAAUUUGAAUUGGAGCCAGGAGAUGGAUAGCUUAGACUGGAAAAAAUGGGGAAACAGCUAGCCUGUCUCUGUUCAAAAAGUCUGCCCAAGAAAUAUUUCCAGCACACAACUCUGCAUAAAACCACAACUCAUUUUGGUUUGUAUUAAACAAUUGCUAAUUUGUACUUGGAGGCGUAAUUUUUUAGUUAUGGAGUGAGCAAGGUUAGCUGUUUCCCCCUGCUUCCAUCUUCACGCUAAGCUAAGCUAACCAUUUCCUAGCUUCAUAUUUAGCGUAUA
Messenger RNA from Thunnus maccoyii (southern bluefin tuna), 3203 nucleotides. RefSeq names its product potassium voltage-gated channel, subfamily G, member 2 (gene kcng2). The record is from RefSeq and is a predicted model, not a curated record. The coding region runs from base 559 to 2160 and encodes 533 amino acids. Gene Ontology annotation, biological process: protein homooligomerization; potassium ion transmembrane transport. The transcript is spliced from 3 exons. Gene Ontology annotation, cellular component: membrane; voltage-gated potassium channel complex. Gene Ontology annotation, molecular function: voltage-gated potassium channel activity. Lineage: Eukaryota; Metazoa; Chordata; Actinopteri; Scombriformes; Scombridae.